AAACGCCAAUUGAAUAACAGACCCACAUAAAACGCACAGUCAUCCAGUGUUGGUUACAAGACCAUGAAGUUGAUGUAAUCAAGGGUAAAGCUACUGUUUUGUCUCGGCCAAUCAGAAAUAAGCUUUGCUGUUAGGACCCACGGGUGAUCACUUUAAUGCCUGAUUGUAAUAAAAUCUUAAAUUUUUAUUUUUUUAUUUUUUUUAUUUGUGAUUAGUAAUAUGUGGUAUUCUGUGGUACAAACUUCUCAAUUAAUUCUAGCUCAAAUCAUAAACAUGACAAAUCUAUGUGUUUAUACAGCAGCUAAUAACAGGCAUUUAACGGGGCAGUCUCUUGGGCCUUUACAUCAUCCUCUCGUUGACAUUUCGCGACAUUACCACUUGUGGCUACUAGAGGAUGGGCUUCAGCAGAGGAAAUUAACUCAAAAAACAAGGCAAAACGUUGUGUUUUUGACCGAAGGACCGGGCAGGCGGCACAGGGAGGAUGUCUCAGGUGCUAAGGCUUUUCUCCGCGGCCGCGCUGCCGUUCUGCCGCGCUGCGGGAGCCCGGACAAGUCUGUGGGUGACGCCAGGACUUGGACUUUCCGCUGCUGGAACCCGGAGCUUCGCUGCUGUGAACGUUCGCCGGACUCCACUUAACUUCACGUCCUGUCGCAGAUUGCAGACAGUGCAGAGACGACUGUACUCCUCUGAGCCCAAAGAUGGAAAAGGUGGAGGAGGAAAAGACUGGUGGAGUCGAAUACAGAAGGGCGACUUCCCCUGGGAUGAGAAGGAUUUUCGCUACAUUGCUGUGACUGUGGCCGGCGUCAGUUCAAUUCUGCUCUACUUCUACUUCAGAGACAGAGGUAGAGAGAUCACCUGGAAGGAAUUCGUUCAUCGCUACCUGGGCAGAGGCGUGGUGGAGCGGUUGGAGGUGAUCAACAAACAGUUUGUUAGAGUGACCCUGGUGCCGGGAGCCGACACUGAUGCGAGUUACGUUUGGUUCAACAUCGGCAGCGUUGACACCUUUGAGAGGAACCUGGAGGCGGCGCAGUUAGAGCUGGGCCUGGAACUGUCAAACCAAGCCACUGUGGUCUACAGCACAGAGAGCGAUGGCUCUUUCCUGCUGAGCGUCGUUCCCACCCUCUUGCUGUUCGGCUUUCUGCUCUUCACCCUGCGACGAGGACCUCUCGGAGGAGGGGUCAGUGGCAAGAGGGGCGGGCCCUUCAGCAUGGGCGAAUCGACGGCCAAAAUGAUGAAAGACAACAUCAACGUGAAGUUCAAGGAUGUGGCCGGCUGCGAGGAGGCCAAAGUAGAAAUUUUGGAGUUUGUCAACUUCUUGAAGAACCCGCAGCAGUACCAGGACCUUGGAGCAAAGAUCCCCAAGGGUGCUGUGCUGUCCGGUCCCCCUGGGACAGGAAAGACUCUCUUGGCCAAAGCUACAGCUGGAGAGGCCAACGUCCCCUUCAUCACUGUAAAUGGCUCUGAGUUCCUGGAGAUGUUUGUGGGUGUUGGUCCGGCUCGGGUGCGGGAUAUGUUUGCAAUGGCGAGGAAGAACGCACCCUGCAUCCUCUUCAUUGACGAGAUUGAUGCUGUGGGGAGGAAGAGAGGAGGGGGGGACUUUGGUGGUCACAGUGAGCAGGAGAACACGCUGAACCAGCUGCUGGUGGAGAUGGAUGGUUUUAACACGGCCACUAAUGUUGUCAUCUUGGCUGGAACCAACAGACCCGACAUACUGGAUCCAGCACUGAUGAGACCAGGACGCUUUGACAGACAGAUUUACUUAGGUCCUCCAGACAUUAAAGGCAGGGCGUCGAUCUUUAAAGUUCACCUACGACCAAUCAAACUGGACCCAAAUCUGGACAGAGAUGCUCUUGCCAGGAAGAUGGCGGCAGCAACACCUGGGUUCACUGGAGCUGACAUUGCUAACGUGUGCAAUGAGGCAGCUCUUAUCGCUGCCAGACACUUGGAGCCGUCGGUCAACAGUAAACACUUUGAACAGGCGAUCGACCGCGUCAUCGGAGGUCUGGAGAAGAAGACACAAGUGUUGCAGCCCACAGAGAAGAAGACUGUAGCGUAUCAUGAAGCUGGUCACGCCAUCGUUGGCUGGUUCCUGGAGCACGCUGACCCACUGCUGAAGGUGUCGAUCAUCCCUCGAGGAAAGGGUCUGGGUUAUGCACAGUACCUGCCCAGAGAGCAGUACCUGUACAGCAAAGAGCAGCUGUUCGACAGGAUGUGCAUGAUGCUGGGGGGCCGUGUGGCCGAGCAGGUUUUCUUCGGCCGGAUCACCACCGGAGCGCAAGACGACCUGAAGAAGGUCACACACUCAGCCUACGCUCAGGUGGUGCAGUUUGGGAUGAGCGAGAAGGUGGGGCAGGUGUCGUUUGACCUUCCCCGGCAGGGUGAGAUGGUCCUGGAGAAACCGUACAGUGAGGCGACCGCUGAGCUGAUUGACGGGGAAGUUCGAGAACUGGUGGAGACAGCGUUCGAUCGAACCCUGCAGCUCAUCAAGGACAAGAAGGACCUCGUGGAGAUGGUGGGGAAGCGACUCCUGGAGAGGGAGGUCCUGCACAAAGCGGACAUGUUGGAGCUUUUGGGCCCGCGGCCGUACCAGGAGAAGUCGACAUAUGAGGAGUUUGUGGAGGGAACAGGGAGCUUCGAGGAGGAUACUAGUCUUCCUGAGGGCCUCCGAGACUGGAACCAGGAGAGAGGGGCUGAGACAGAGGAUGCCAAGCAGGCAACGUAGAACCAAAUACGCUUCACAUCCAAGGCCCAAAAAACCCAAACCAGCUUAGAGCCAAGUCAGUUUGCCAGAGUCUAGGAAGUGAGUGUGGGGGAUUCUUGUACAAGCAAGUGACCUAAACGAACAACGAGAGACUAUUUUAAUCUUUUUAGUAGGAGUCAUCUGAAUCUGUGUAACUCUGAGACCCACCAGCCUCUGGACCAAUGCCUCUAAAGUACAGGACAAAAAUGUUUUCCAAACUGCCUUACACCUGGAGCAGGAAACAAAGAGCAGGUUUGAUCUUCCUGAACUGAUCGGACAGAUGCUUGUUAUUUAUUUGAUAGUGGUUUUUUUUGUGGUAUCUACUGAUCGGAUCUGAUCGUGGCCAAAUGUAAAGCUUUUUACAGUGUGUAAUAUUUAGAGAACUUGUUUUUAACCAUUUUCAAGUUAUGGACUUAAGAGGAAGAUGUGUUGACUUGGGUAGAAGUGCUUCAACUACAAUUUUGGGUUUGCUUCAUUUUCACAGUAAAGAUCUCAGGUAUUCUACUGCAACCUGUCUAUAUUUUUGCCUCUAACAUGAAAUGUUCUUGAAGGCAGAUAAAAAUCUAGCAGAUCCUGAUGGUUUGAAAAUGUAAA
Betta splendens (Siamese fighting fish) is the source of this 3334-nucleotide messenger RNA. Its product is annotated as AFG3-like protein 1. Gene Ontology annotation, biological process: mitochondrial protein processing; protein-containing complex assembly. Gene Ontology annotation, molecular function: ATP-dependent peptidase activity; metalloendopeptidase activity; ATP hydrolysis activity. NCBI's taxonomy places the organism in Eukaryota, Metazoa, Chordata, Actinopteri, Anabantiformes, Osphronemidae. The transcript is spliced from 16 exons. The record is from RefSeq and is a predicted model, not a curated record. Gene Ontology annotation, cellular component: m-AAA complex; membrane. The coding region runs from base 482 to 2722 and encodes 746 amino acids.